This is a messenger RNA of Felis catus (domestic cat), 1426 nucleotides long. Its product is annotated as ral guanine nucleotide dissociation stimulator-like. The record is from RefSeq and is a predicted model, not a curated record. The transcript has 6 exons. Bases 400 to 1392 code for a protein of 330 amino acids. NCBI's taxonomy places the organism in Eukaryota, Metazoa, Chordata, Mammalia, Carnivora, Felidae.
AACUGUGUACCGAUGUGACAUUUCAUGGAGAAUGGGGGUGAGCAGUCAGCAAAGAGAGGACUAUUUGCAAAGGUGUUAUCCCAGAGGGGGACUCAGGAGGUGGAUCCUAGGCAGUGACAUCACUUUGCUCACAAUAGGCCCCAGGAAAGCUUGGAACUCCUGUAACCUGGCACCCAUGUUCUAGGAAGGUCCCAUACCAGGCUCACUUGCCUCCAGACACAGAGACUUUAGGAUGUUCUCUUGUUGUUUUCCCAGGUACCGGGGCUCUGGAUGCCAGAAGCCCCAGUGCGCAGGAUUACUCAGAUGUUGGAGAGGUUUCCUUAACCCACGCUGGCGAUGCCUCAGGAUGUUUUCCAGCAGGUCACAUAAGCCUGCUGGGCACUGUCUUGACAGAGCCACAUGCCACAGAUGGAGGAGAAGCUGAAUGAGAGCCCCUGCUCUACUUCCCUGAAGGAAAGGAGGAAGCCCCAUGCCAUCAGCACGAAGCCGCGCUGGCUCAGGGGUACAAAGGUCACACGCGGGGAUGAUAAUGAGAACUGUGUGCUGUGGACCAUCGAUGCAGCCCUGCUGAAGCAGCGAGUGGAACACCUCGUGCCCGCCUUCCUGGGGAGAGACCCCACAUAUGUCUCCACCUUCUUGGGCACGUACACAACCUUUACUACCACCCAAAAGGUCUUGGAAGUGUUGUUUAUGAGAUACGGAUGCUUCCAUUCGGAGGCUGAGGAGGAUGGCGGACCCCGGGAGCAGGAGAAACUGGCCAUCUCCUCCAUCCUGGGCACCUGGCUGGAUCACUACCCCGAGGACUUUUUCCAGCCUCCAGAUUUCACAAGCUUGAAGUUGCUGCAGGCAUAUGUAGGAGUCCACAUGCCGGGCUCCGAGCUGCAGCGCCGCGCCCGCCUUCUCUACUCAUGGCGGAAACACCGUGAGCCCAAUGAGCCAGAGUCUCUGGCCAUGGCACCAGCUCCAGAGCCACGUUCAGACGUCCCUCAGGAGCGAUCCCCCGCUAUCUCUGUGGUGCCCACUGCAGCCUCGCAGCCCAGGCUGCCUGAAGCCACUAGUUCUCCUGGAGCUCAGCGCGUACGAGAAUCGGAGACCCUCACUGCAGUGUCCCCACCAGGGCAGGAGGUACUCCCAGCUCUGGCUGACAGUCAGGAGCUGGAAGAGCCACCUGCCCCUUUGGUGGCCCCAGAGCAUGAGCAGCCCCCAGCCCCAGCCGGUGGGGUCACGGAAGGGCUGGAGGAACCACCUGCUACAGCUGAGCAACCAGCCUCUGCUCCCCAACAGCGGCUCAUGUCCGCUGCAGCCCCAAAGGAUGAAUUCCCUGACCUUUUCAUUGCGUUCUUUGUCAUUUCUGUAGUUCUUAUAGAGGUAUUUACUGUCCUUAUAUAUUAGUGUUUUAUAAAUAAAAGAUAAACUAAGUUCCAAA